GGGCGCCAGGUGACAGCUAAUGGCGGCGGCCGCCUGAGCCGGGCGGAAUCGGGGCCGCGGGAGGCGCGCAGCCGGACCUUCCGGGGCGCCGCUCCCCUCCCGACUGCGGCUUCCCCGCGGCGGCGGGCUCGGCGCGCCAUGGACAGGCCGGCGGCGGCGGCGGCGGCGGCGGCGGCGGCGGUCGGCGAGGGCGGCGGGGGCCUGGGCCCGGGGCCGGCGGGCGGCAGGAGGCCCCCUCGGGUCGCGGGGGCCCCCGCCGCCGGCUCCCGGCAGCCCAGCGUGGAGACCCUGGACAGUCCUACAGGAUCACAUGUUGAAUGGUGUAAACAGCUUAUAGCUGCUACAAUUUCUAGUCAGAUUUCAGGUUCAGUGACAUCAGAAAAUGUAUCCAGAGAUUACAAGGCUCUAAGGGAUGGAAAUAAGCUGGCACAGAUGGAAGAAGCGCCGCUUUUCCCAGGAGAAUCAAUCAAGGCCAUUGUGAAAGAUGUCAUGUACAUCUGCCCAUUUGUGGGAGCAGUGAGUGGCACCCUGACAGUGACGGACUUUAAGAUGUACUUCAAAAAUGUGGAGAGAGACCCGCAUUUCGUCCUCGACGUCCCCCUGGGAGUGAUCAGCAGAGUUGAGAAGAUUGGAGCGCAGACCCAUGGAGACAACUCUUGUGGCAUAGAGAUCGUGUGUAAGGAUAUGAGGAACUUGCGACUUGCUUAUAAACAGGAAGAACAGAGUAAACUAGGGAUAUUUGAAAACCUCAACAAACAUGCAUUUCCUCUUUCCAGUGGGCAGACACUCUUUGCAUUCAACUAUAAAGAAAAAUUUCCAGUGAAUGGAUGGAAAGUUUAUGAUCCAGUAUCUGAAUAUAAAAGACAGGGCUUGCCAAAUGAGAGUUGGAAAAUAUCCAAAGUAAACACUGAUUAUGAGCUCUGUGACACCUACCCCGCCAUCAUUGUUGUGCCAACUAGCGUAAAAGAUGAUGAGCUUUCAAAAGUGGCAGCGUUUCGAGCAAAAGGCAGAAUUCCGGUGUUGUCAUGGAUUCAUCCAGAAAGUCAGGCAACGAUUACCCGUUGCAGCCAGCCACUUGUGGGUCCCAAUGAUAAACGCUGCAAGGAAGAUGAGAAGUACUUGCAAAUGAUAAUGGAUGCUAACGCACAGGCUCACAAACUCAUCAUCUUUGAUGCCCGGCAAAACAGCGUCGCCGACACCAACAAGGCGAAGGGUGGGGGCUAUGAAAGCGAAAGUGUGUACCCAAACGCGGAACUCGUGUUCCUGGAGAUCCACAACAUUCACGUGAUGAGAGAGUCGCUGCGAAAACUGAAGGAGAUCGCGUACCCGGCCAUCGAUGAGGCGCGGUGGCUGUCCAACGUGGACGGGACGCACUGGCUGGAGUACAUUCGGAUGCUUCUUGCUGGGGCAGUAAGAAUUGCUGAUAAAAUAGAAUGUGGGAAAACCUCAGUGGUGGUGCACUGCAGCGACGGCUGGGACCGAACAGCCCAGCUGACGGCUCUGGCCAUGCUGAUGUUGGACAGUUAUUACCGCACCAUUAAAGGAUUCGAGGCUCUCAUAGAAAAGGAGUGGAUAAGCUUUGGACAUAGGUUUGCACUGCGAGUGGGCCAUGGCAACGACAACCAUGCAGAUGCUGACCGAUCCCCGAUAUUUCUUCAGUUUAUCGACUGUGUUUGGCAAAUGACAAGACAGUUUCCUUCAGCAUUCGAGUUUAAUGAAUUAUUCUUGAUUACAAUUUUGGAUCACCUUUAUAGCUGUCUCUUUGGGACUUUCUUGUGCAACUGUGAACAGCAGCGACUCAAAGAGGAUGUAUAUACAAAGACUAUAUCUUUAUGGUCUUAUAUCAAUAGCCAGCUGGAUGAAUUUUCUAAUCCCUUCUUUGUGAAUUAUGAAAACCACGUCCUAUAUCCUGUUGCUAGUCUGAGUCAUUUGGAAUUAUGGGUAAACUAUUAUGUGCGAUGGAAUCCACGAAUGAGGCCUCAGACGCCCAUCCACCAGAACCUCAAGGAGCUGCUGGCCGUUCGCGCGGAGCUGCAGAAGCGGGUGGAGGACCUGCAGCGGGAGGUGGCCGCGCGCGCCUCGGCCUCGUCGGAGAGGGGCUCCUCGCCAUCGCACUCGGUCACGCCCGUGCACACGUCAGUCUGACACCGCUGUCCCUGCUGUCCCCGAGGCCCAGGCGGGGCGCCUGCAACUUUUCCAAUAAAGCCCCGUGCCCACCACGUCUGGACAGCGCUUCCCACCGGUGACUGAUGGCAUGCUAGGGGACAGCCCCCACUGUCGUAAGUGCUGUCCUGUCGUCAACACCCCUUUCCCUCCUGCCAGCACUUUCUCAGGGCCACGUGGGGGACACUCGAGCGAGUGGAAUGCGGGAUUCAGGCUCAAGGUGGGAAAUCCUUGUGAAAAACCAACCCACUCCCUUAAAGGCCAUGUGACCAGCCCCGUGGCGUCUUCCAGUUCUUUGCUCCAACUCCCAGUGUUUUACAGUUAACUCUUUGUGGGGGAAGACAGGCCGACACCACCUCCCCCACGGUCUCUUUGUGCCAGAGGUCCUCCUGUACCAGUUACUGUUGUGUACAUAUAAGGUAUUUUUAAAAAAGAGAAACAUACCUUUAUUUUCCUACGUCCUUUUUUAUGUUUAGACUAGUCGCCCAAGGAGGCAUAUUCUUGACAGGACUGGGUGAGCAAUUUUCAAAGCAAGCUCAUGCUAGCUUUCGUGUGGUACACCUGAAGCGCCAUUUGAAUGUGGUCACUUAAGGCCACGUGUCCUGUCCCCACCCGACUCUGGGACCUGACCCUGCCACAUUCUACUGCUGACAGCUGUCUGUCAGAGCAGGGCUGCUCUCGCCUGUUAUCUGCUGUCUGAAAUAACAGUUCUCAUUUGAUCAAGAUCCCUUCAACUCAGUUUAUUCCUGUCACUGCAUGUUGAUAUUUUAAAGUAACCACUGCGCUGUGACUUUGGAUGCCAAAAGCAGAGCACGCGCCUCCCUCGGUUUCCUCAUCCAGAGCCACCUGGGCCUCUCCUCCCCGCCUCACACCGUCACUCACUGCCUGGGCUCUGGGACUCCGUCAGUCUGGGCGGGAAUUAAUUGACCAUCAGCUGGUCCAUCCACUAGCACUAGCGCUCUGAGCUGCUCCGCAUGGCGCGCCACAGAAUCUUGCACAUGUGUGCCCAGCGCCAUGGCCAUCCCUGCCAGCCCCUGGGACCCCAUCCUGCAGGAAUUAAGCUUGCCUUUGAGUGGGGGGAGCUCAUCUAGUUAGACCUGAAUGCAACUGCAUUGUAGCAUCUGGUUGGUUUCAAAUUACUGGAUGCUACCCAAAGCCCUACAUAUUGACCUUAUUUUUGAAAACAUUCUUAAAGGUUUUUUACACUCAAAUACUUAGAAAAUAGAUGUUUUUUCAACUUGGAACCUUCUGAUUCUUAUAGAAAAUUAUCUGGUAUCUGUAAGGUAUCAAAUAUUUAUUUGAGGUAAUUUGAUAACCUAAAAUCAAUUCUCCAUUUUUACCAUCUGGGGGAUUCGUUUCUAAACUGUUUUAAUCGAUGUAACUUUUGAUUCAUGCUUCCAACGUAGCCGACAAUUUAUUUAUGAAUGGAUAAACUGGAUUAUUCAUCGAUAUACUGAUUUUUUAAAAUGGGGACCCAUUUUUUUCCCCAGAAAUACCACAUAAUCCCCCAGCUGCACUAAGACUACUAACCUUGGUGUGGACUGGAUGAUGCUUUUGACAGAACCAGAGAAGUCAAGUGGGCUUUUCUUGCCAAGGUCAACUGGCCUGGGGGCUGGCGGGGAGGGGCAUGCCUGCACAGGGCUGCCCUGCUCCUCCCCUCCCCCACGUGCUGGGCCCUAGGAGGACCCCUAGAAGCUCCCAUUUGGUUUGAAAGCAGCACAACAGGUCAUUUUCCUUUGUGUGUUCCUAGCACAGAACUGUUUCUAAAACAACUUGAAGUAUAGUUUUGUUACCUGAGCAAUUCUUUUUUCGGUUUUAUUUAAGUGUACUAGAAUGUAAAACCUUUAUGGUUCAGAUUUUUAAAGACUGGUACAGUAUUGUAUUUGCCUCAUCUGAUGCACUGUAUUUCAAUCUGUAAUUAAAAUAAUGUUUGUUCCGUGGUUUCAUUUUUUUCUUGUCUUUUUAAGUUUUUUUGGUGAGUUUUCCCUUGUGGAAUAUUAGUAAACACUCAAUACACGUUAUUUUCUUAUGUGCCAAGCAGUGUUACUACAUACGAAGCAUGCUCACAUGACGUAAUUCACUUAGUAAGUCG
Molecule: messenger RNA, 4255 nt
Organism: Hippopotamus amphibius kiboko
Lineage: Eukaryota; Metazoa; Chordata; Mammalia; Artiodactyla; Hippopotamidae
Gene: MTMR1
Product: myotubularin related protein 1
Exons: 15
Coding region: 139-2145 (668 amino acids)
Biological process (GO): phosphatidylinositol dephosphorylation
Molecular function (GO): phosphatidylinositol-3,5-bisphosphate 3-phosphatase activity
Source: RefSeq, a predicted model, not a curated record